Messenger RNA from Epithele typhae, 1317 nucleotides. Its product is annotated as CoA-transferase family III. The transcript is spliced from 6 exons. Gene Ontology annotation, molecular function: catalytic activity. The record is from RefSeq and is a predicted model, not a curated record. Lineage: Eukaryota; Fungi; Basidiomycota; Agaricomycetes; Polyporales; Epitheliaceae. Bases 1 to 1317 code for a protein of 438 amino acids.
AUGGACCUUCAAUCAACCAAGAGGGGUAUCCAAUCUGCCGCUCCUUCCAACACGCUUCCCCUAGCGGGUAUCCGCGUUCUGGAAGUCGGACAGGUAAUCGCAGGUCCAUUUUGCGGUCAACUCCUGGGUCACUACGGCGCCGAGGUCAUAAAAGUGGAGCCUCCCGACGUUGGUGAUCCACUUCGCGUCUGGAGAGAGCUUGAUGUCGACGGUAUCAGCCCCUGGUGGCGAAGCAUUGCCCGAAACAAAAAGAGCGUCACCAUCGACCUGCGCAAAGAAGAGGGCCGCAACCUCGUGAAAAGGCUCGCAGUGACUAGUGAUGUCAUCCUCGAGAACUUCAAGCCCGGAACUCUCGAGAAGUGGAACCUCGGUCCGGACGACCUACAUCCCCUGAACCCAUCCCUCGUCUUCACGCGAGUGAGCGGCUACGGUCAGACCGGUCCCUGGUCCUCGCGCCCGGGGUACGCGUCCGUGUGCGAGGCCGAGUCCGGCUUCCGGUAUAUCAACGGACAACCGGACCCACAGACCGGGGCGCUCUCCGGACCUCCAGUGCGGCCGAACGUCAGCCUCGGAGACUCCGUGGCGGGCCUGCACGCGGCGUUUGGCACCGUCCUCGCGCUGUUGUCGCGCAAGAACCGGGAAGCGCAGGGCCUGCGCGGCGGCCAGACCGUCGACGUGAGCAUAUUCGAGAGCAUGAUUAACCUUAUGGAAGGCAUAAUCCCAGAGUACGACCGCAAGGGCAAGAUCCGUGGCCCGUCAGGCUCCUCGGUGACCGGCAUCGUGCCCACAAACGCCUACCCGUGCAAGCCCGCGCCCUCGUCCCCAGCGGCGCCCGCGUACGUCGUCAUCGGCGCGAACGCCGACUCCAUCUACGCCCGCCUCAUGCACGCCAUCGGCCGCGCGGACCUCGUCGGCCCCGACUACGCGCAGAACCACCACCGCGUCGCGCGCCAGGCCGAGAUCGAGGCCGCGAUCGCCGCGUGGACGGCGGGGCGCACGGCGCAGGAGGCCGAGGACGCCCUGAAGGCCGUCGGCGUCCCCGUCGGCCAGGUGCUCAACGUGCGCGACGUCGUCGAGAGCGAGCACACCAAGGCCCGCGGCCUCGUCGAGGAAGUCGCCGUCCCAGGCGCGGACGGCGGGGCGGGCUGGACCGUGAAGAUGAGCAAGGUCGUGCCCGUGCUCGAGGGCUGCGACGCGCCCACGCGCUGGGCCGGCCCGGAGCUCGGGCAGCACAACCGCGAGGUGCUCGUGGACGAGCUCGGACUCUCCGAGGGGGAGUUCGCGCGGCUGCAGGUGACCGGCGUUGUGGGAAAAUAA